GUGAAUGAAAAGGGGAAGAAGAGAGUAUGAUUACUCUGAGGCUGGUUUUCUGCCCUCUCCCUGCUGUAAGGAACUGUCUUCCUAAUGGGAGAAAGGAAAUUUUCCACUGUAGCACAAGAGAAGUAACUUGUCUAAGUGUUUUGUGGUUAGCUGCAAGUCCUAAGCUGCUGAAGAUAAAAGAUCUUGUUCUACGAACUCUUGCUUUUUGGAUUUUAAACAUUACAGUGUCCAGAAGGAGUACAAUUAUUUUUGCUGUGUUGAGUUCUGUGUUGAUCCCCUGUGCCCCAUUUUUCACAGGGCCAGAUGGAUGGAGAAGAUACAACAGAAUAAAUACAUGCAGGCAUCCCACUACAAAGAAAACUUUCUGCAUGGGAGCUGGCUCAGGAGAAAUGAUGUUGUUGGGAUUGGAAAGGUGAAGGUGAGAAAACCCAAGACUUUUUGUCUCCUUGGAGAUAACAGCCAGCCAACAUUACCUUCAGAAAUCUGUGUGAAGGCUUGUCUAGUUUGAAGGGGAUGUUUUUCCUCUAGUACUGGAAACAAACAGUCAGAAGGAAAAAUGGAUCCCUUCUUUUGGCCAUCAGAAGUUAACAGGUUUCGACGAUUCACCCCCGAGUCCUUGGCAGCAAUUGAGGAAAGAAUUGCCAGCAAAAAAAAGGAGCAAGUCAAAGUUAAAGAGAAGACUAAGGAACAAGGAGUUGAAGAAGAUAAAAUUACUCCUCAGCUUGACCUUAAAAUCUGCAAAACGUUGCCAUCUCUGUAUGGGGACAUUCCUGCAGAGCUGGUUGGGGAACCCCUGGAGGAUUUUGAUCCAUACUACAGUGAUCACAAGACUUUUAUGGUGUUAAAUAAAAGGAGGACUAUUUUCCGGUUUUCUGCCACACCUGCCUUGUUUAUAUUUGGUCCUUUUAAUCCAGUCAGAAAAAAGGCAAUUAAAAUUCUGAUCCAUUCAUAUCCUUUCAUUGUUUUUCUUGGCAUUAUUACAUGUACUGUGUUACUCAAUUGUAUGGCUAUGACUAUCCCUCACCUUACUGCAGAAACCUACUGGACUGAACAUGUUUUCACUGCUAUCUAUUCUACUGAAAUAUUGAUUAAAGUAGUAGCAAGAGGAUUUGUUUGGAAUGAAUUUACUUUUCUUCGAGAUCCAUGGAACUGCUUGGAUUUUUCUAUUAUUAUUGUAAUGUACAUUACUGUAUUUCUGAGUGUUGGCAAUGUUUCAGUUCUUCGAACUUUCAGAGUACUGAGGACUUUGAAAGCUAUUUCAGUAAUACCAGGUCUGAAAGUCAUUGUAAAUUCACUUGUUGAGUCUGUUAAGAAGCUCUUGGAUGUGCUGAUCCUGACUGUAUUUUGCUUGAGUAUAUUUGCACUAAUAGGCCUUCAGCUCUUUAUGGGCAACUUAAAAUCCAAAUGUGUCCUCAAUAAAAAUCUGUUCAAUGACUCAUUCUGUAAGGAUCCCAAGAUAUAUGUACCAAAUGAUGAAGAGCAAUGCUUCAGAUUGAAAGACUCUUCUGAAAUAUUCCUGUGUGUGUACAGGGAAGGUCUCAAAAGUAAUUGUCCAGAAAACUACACCUGUGAGAAGAUUGGGAACAAUCCUGAUUUUGGUUAUACAAGUUUUGACCACUUUGGCUGGGCUUUCCUCUCUGUGUUCCGGCUGAUGACCCAGGACUGCUGGGAGCGCCUCUACAGACAAACCAUCCAUACCUCUGGAGUGUCCUGCAUCUUUUUUUUUAUGGCAGUCAUCUUCUUCUGCUCAUUUUAUCUCUUCAAUCUGAUCUUGGCUGUGGUAACUAUGGCAUAUGAAGAGGAAAACAGAGCAACUCGUGCUGAAACAGAGGCAAAGGAAAAAAUGCUUCAGGAUGCCAGACAAAUUAUAGAGAAGGAACAGAUGUUGGCUGUGGAAGAAAGCAGUAAGGCCUUGCAUGCUGCAUCUGAAAUGUCAGUUGCUGACUUGAAAAAUUCAGAAGGAAAAGAGAGUAAUAAACAAACACUUACUUCAAGGCAAAACUUAAUUUCAGAUAACCAGGAAAAUGAGGAGCAAAUAUUUCGUUCACAGCCUGAUCGCUGCCACAAGAAGCUUAGGCAGAUCCUGCUGGACUAUGAGGUCUCAAUGGAUGCUAUCAAUGAUCCUGUCCGAAGGCAGAGGUUAAUGAGUGCAGCCACAAUUCUUACAGAUAAUUCACAGUCAAAACUGAACUGUCCUACAUUUUGGAAAAAUUUCCCUCAAAAGUAUCUAAUUUGGAAUUGUUGUCCGUUCUGGAGAGCAGUCAAAAGGAGGAUGAAAUUGGUGAUUUUGAAUCCAUUUGUUGAUCUCUUAAUCAUGGUUUGCAUUAUCUUGAAUACCUUGUUCCUGGCUAUGGAGUACCCCACCAUGGAAAAAGAAUACCAAGAAAUGAUUUCUCAAAGUGACCAGGUCUUCACCCUGAUUUUUACUGUUGAAAUGAUCUUGAAAAUCAUUGCUCUAGAUCCUUACUACUAUUUCCAGGAAAAGUGGAAUGUUUUUGAUAGCUUGGUUGUUUUGAUUGGCCUAGCAAGCUUUGGAACAAAUCUGUCACCUUUCAGGCUGCUCAGGAUCUUCAAAUUGGCAAAGUCCUGGCCAGCCUUAAACACUCUCAUGAAAAUAAUUCUACACUCAUUUGGCGCCCUGAGUAACCUCACUCUGGUUUUGGCAAUCACUAUAUUUAUUUUUGCUGUAGUAGGAAUGCAGAUUUUGGGCAGUGAUUAUAGUGGAAAUGCCUGUAAAAUCAGCUCCAGUGGCAAAUUACGCUGGCAUAUGAUGGAUUUUAGUCAUUCAAUCCUCAUUAUCUUCCGAAUAUUAUGUGGAGAAUGGAUUGAAACUAUGUGGGAAUGCAUGGAAGUGGCUGGAAAAAGGAAAUGUCUCACCAUUUUCUUGCUUGUUCUGGUACUAGGAAACCUGGUGGUGCUCAACCUGUUCAUUGCUUUGCUGCUGAGUUCAUUCAACAUUGAUGGCCCAGAGGGACAAGAGGAGCCUGGAGAAGGGACUAAAUACCAGAUUGCCAUUGCACAGAUUCACAAGAGCCUGAAGGCUGUGAAAAACAGAAUUUGGGAUCACUGCUGCAAAAGAAUGAGGGGAAGCCUCAGAAAAGCAGACAAAAAGAAGACUUUGGCAGAAGUUUCUGGGAAGGGCAUAGAGGUUACUAAUUAUGCCAUGACAGAUGUCAGGAAAUACAUAGACAACAGCUCCUUUGAUAUAGAGUGUGGCCAUAUGGAAGAGAGUUCCUCACUAGCAAGGAAAUAUGAAGAAAUUUUGACCAGCCCCAGUACCUGUGUUCCCAUUGCAACAGCAGAGGCUUACCCCAAGGAAGGUGAUGGUGGGCACAUUUUGCACACAGCUGUAGAAUACAGGAAACAGAAAUAUCAUUCUGUUCGUAGCUUUUCUGAAGCCAGCACUGUGGAUCCAGUGGUUCUUCUGGAGAUGUUUUCCCAGACUAAAAACUCCCAGCUGCCUAAGGACUGCUUUGUAGAGAGUUGUGUUGAGUGUUUCCCAUGUUGUGUAGUGGAUACCACCAAGUUUCCAGGCAGAACUUGGUGGAACUUUAGAAAAACCUGCUACAGAAUCGUGAACCAUAGCGGAUUUGAAUAUUUUAUGGUUUUUAUGAUUGUAUUGAGCAGUGCAGCAUUGGCAUUUGAAGAUGUUCACCUGCAUGAGAGGGAAAAAGUGAAAGUCAUCCUAGAUUAUGCUGAUAUCAUAUUUACCUACACCUUUUUUACGGAGAUGCUUCUGAAGUGGGUAGCUUUUGGUCUGCACAGUUAUUUCACAAAUUCUUGGUGUUUGCUUGACUUCAUCAUUGUGUGUCUGUCCUUUGUUUCCUGGGGACAAAAUUCUGUUUCUGAAAAUUCCUCACUUUGUUCCUCUGGGACCAGCCUGAAAUCUCUCAGGACUUUCAGAGCGCUGCGGCCUCUACGAGCUUUGUCAAGAUUUGAAGGGAUAAAGGUUGUUGUGAAUGCACUCUUUGGAGCCAUCCCCUCCAUCUUCAACGUUCUGCUCGUCUGCGUUGUCUUUUGGCUCCUUUUUAAUGUUCUAGGAGUCAAAUGGCUUGGAAGCAGAUUUUGGAAAUGCACACACAAACAAGAAAGUACUGAUCACAUUCAUGGCAGAAACGAUUGUCUUUCCUUCAAUGGGACAUGGACAAAUAAUGUUGUAAAUUUUGACAAUGUUGGCAUGGGUUACUUGGCUCUUCUCCAAGUGGCAACUUUUAAAGGCUGGAUGGAUAUUAUGUAUGCAGCAGUGGAUUCACGUGAGAUUGAUCAACAGCCACAGUUUGAAGCGCGCUUACACAUGUAUGCAUUCUUUGUGGUUUUCAUUAUUUUUGGAUCUUUCUUCAUGCUGAACCUUUUCAUUGGAGUGGUUAUCAGCAAUUUUAACCAGCAAAGGAAAAAGAUAAGUGGGAAAGAUCUAUUUUUGACUGAGGAACAGAAAAAGUACUAUAAUGCCCUAAAAAAACUUGGAUCCAAGAAACCCCAAAAACCCAUCCCAAGACCAUCGAAUGCAUUCCUAGGAUUGCUGUUUGACAUCGUAAAUCACAAAGCUUUUGACAUCACCAUUGUGAUUUUCAUCUGUCUAAAUAUGAUUGUUAUGAUGGCAGAAAACAAUGACAAAGGCACCAAGGAUGUCCUUAAUAAAAUCAACUAUUUUUUUGUGGCUGUAUUCACUGCAGAAUGUGUCUUAAAAAUACUGGCCUUAAGGCACUACUACUUUGGGAGUGGCUGGAAUGUGUUUGAUUUCAGUGUUGUGAUCCUUUCAAUAGUGAGUCUUGGAGUUUCUGAAGUGUUUCGAUCUUUUUUCUCCCCUACGGUUUUGAGAACUCUUCGUUUGGCGCGGGUCGGCCGAAUCCUGAGAAUAGUUCGCAAAGCCAAAGGGAUUCGAACUCUUCUUUUUGCACUGCUGAUGUCUCUUCCUGCCCUGGUCAACAUUGGCCUUCUGCUUUUCCUGAUUAUGUUCAUUUAUGCCAUCGUGGGCAUGGCAAACUUUGCCUGCCUCCCGCGGGAGGGUGGGAUUGAUAACAUUUUCAACUUCGAAACAUUUUGUGGUAGCAUUCUCUGCCUCUUCCAAAUUACCACAUCUGCUGGCUGGGAUGGUCUUCUGGCCCCCGUGCUGAAAGAAUCUGAUAAAUGUGCUCUCCAAUUAAAUGUUACAGGGACAAAGAAAAAUAAUUGUGUAAAUAAGGGCUUUGGUAUUUUAUAUUUUGUAAGCUAUGUCAUUAUAUCGUUCCUCAUUGUUGUAAAUAUGUACAUAGCUGUCAUUUUAGAGAACUUCAGUGUUGCCACAGAGGAGAGCACGGAUCCUCUUUGUGAGGAUGACUUUGAUAUGUUUUAUGAGACAUGGGCAAAGUUUGACCCUCUGGCGACACAGUAUAUAGAUUAUUCUGCCCUCUCAGACUUUGCAGAUGCUCUGGCAGACCCCUUGCGCAUCCCAAAGCCCAACAAAAUCCAGCUCAUAGCCAUGGACAUCCCUAUAGUUAGUGGAGAUAAGAUCCACUGCUUGGAUAUCUUGCUGGCUUUCACUAAAAGGGUCUUGGGAGAAGCUGGAGACCUGGAGAGUCUUGAAUUAAACAUGGAAGAAAAGAUUGCAGCUGGCAAUCCAUCUAAAAGUUGUUACAGCCCAAUUUCUUCUACCCUUAAAAGAAAACAAGAGGAAGUGUCAGCUCUUGUUAUUCAAAAGGCCUUCAGGAGGUAUUUGAAACAACGUUCUCUUCAAAAUAUGUCCUUGUACCGUUGUAAACAUAACAGUGCUGUCUUUGGACGAGAAAUACAGGACAAGCAAAGUCUUCUUGAAUCACUGCUUAAUGAAAAUCAUGGUAGGAAGGCAGAUAAAUUACGUCCUGCUUCUUCCAUAUCCCUUCCUUUAUUUUAUGAUGGCUUUGCUGAGACAGGCAGCAAAAAGCUUGACACAUGAGGUCACCCCUGGCUGCAGCAUUUUCAAUUAAACCAAUGUCACCUAUUUUCAGAUGGAGGCCAUGUUUUGAUCCCACAAAUACUCUACAUUUAGAAUAAUACUGGCAGCCUUCAAGUAUUGUAAUUGUUCAGAUUUGCAAAUGCUCCUUAAAGCACUUAAGAUUUGAACAAUUAUGUCAUAAAUAUUAGAGGAAAAUCAAACCAUGGAAUUUUUUUCCUCAGCUACUGGUGUUGGUGAGUUAAUUUUUUCAGCUGUCAUUUUUCUGUUAGUUCAUGUGCUUACAGAAGAAGUCUGUAAAAGAUCAGUUGUAAGCACUUAUUUAUGAACACACAAGGAUAUAGAAUAAGGUAUAUGUCUUUAGGGAGAGCCAAUUUUUCCAAAUAGGUUUUAUUGUAGCAAAAUUAAGUAAUACUGCACUUCUGUAAAGGAGCUCACUCAAGACACUUGAGUAUAAUCAGCCUCCAAUUUUGAUUUUUUUUGGGAUCAUCCUCCUCCUAAUGUCUUUCAAUGGAUUUGUUUAUGUCUAAGAAUUUUUGAGGUGCCUUUGCACAAACACCUAAAGGGAUUUAACAGAUCAUCCUCAGUUGCCUGUGCCUGAAAGUUGUACAUAAUUUGUUCUUUGUAUAUUUCAGUGUAUUAAAAUUGUUGUAAUCAUAAUUAAAAUCAAAGAAUGUUGUGAAGGAGAUAAUGUUUCUAGUAAGGAAUAAUUGUACAUAAAAUUCCAUCAUUGUACUUUAUCCCUGGGAAGCACUACUUAGUAAUCUGAAAAGAAGUUCAUGGUGUAUCUCGUGAGGUAGCAUUUAUUAAAUUUAGAGAAAGCAUUUAUUUCAUUGACUCUGAAAAAAAUAUAUGAGCGAUGUGUAAUAAUAUUUUACUGAUUUUUUUUUUAUUUUGCAGUUUGGAAUAUGACUGGUUUAAAUUCUUCAAUUAAGACUUCCCAUGCUUAACAUGUUUUUGUCUAUUUUCUAGGAAGUAUCUUCAAUUUCAUUUGUUACAAGACAAUCUAUUAUUGAGGGGUAGAACAACAGUAAUAGAAUUUUCCCAAAGUGGCUAUCUAUAAGCACAAGAAAACUGAAAAUAUUUUGCUAUUCACAGGGAGUCAGAAAAAAUUUAGCAUUUUCAGGCCAAGAAUAUAAAGAACAAUAAGGUAAUGAAUUUUCACUGUCAUUUACCUUUUUAAAUACUAUGAAAAUAGGACAGAUUUAGUCAAAACUAAGCUAUUUUGGGGACAAAUAAAGGCACAGGCAAGCUAAGAGUUAAAGAGCUCAGAUACAGUAUAGUCUGAACUAGAUUUAUUAUGGAAAAACAUUGGAACAGCUUCCCCAGGGAAGUGGUGGAGACCCUGUCUCUGGAAGAGUUCAAAAAAUGAGUGGAUGUGGCACUUGGUGCUGUGGCUUGGUGGGCCUGGAGGUGUUCAAUCAAAGGGUGUGAUAGUAGGGAUAAAAUGUUUCUAAAAUCAUGGAAUAUUCAGGGGAGUUAGGAAGGAAGGAUAGGCCUGGCAGGCCCAGGGAAAAUGUUAGGCUGCACCUGUAUAAUCAUUUAAUGACUAUGAUAACUGAUAUGAUUGUUAGAUGUGAUGAUUGUUUGGUAAUUGGAUAUAAUAAUUGCUUAAUUGCAACAAGAAUCAUGAGAAAAGAUGCUGGGGGGGCUUUGAUGGAAAUUACAAAAUCCAUGCUUGGAUGAAAUCAAUGUAUACAAUAGAACAAUGUAAGUUUAAUAAUGAAUAUGUAGUUAUAUAAUGAUAAGGGUAUAAAAACAUGUUCAUCCUGAA
Molecule: messenger RNA, 7682 nt
Organism: Haemorhous mexicanus (house finch)
Lineage: Eukaryota; Metazoa; Chordata; Aves; Passeriformes; Fringillidae
Product: sodium channel protein type 5 subunit alpha-like
Exons: 27
Coding region: 557-5911 (1784 amino acids)
Biological process (GO): membrane depolarization during action potential; sodium ion transmembrane transport; neuronal action potential
Cellular component (GO): plasma membrane; axon; voltage-gated sodium channel complex
Molecular function (GO): voltage-gated sodium channel activity
Source: RefSeq, a predicted model, not a curated record